This is a messenger RNA of Talaromyces atroroseus, 840 nucleotides long. RefSeq names its product Nicotinamide-nucleotide adenylyltransferase 1. The record is from RefSeq and is a predicted model, not a curated record. The transcript has 4 exons. NCBI's taxonomy places the organism in Eukaryota, Fungi, Ascomycota, Eurotiomycetes, Eurotiales, Trichocomaceae. Bases 1 to 840 code for a protein of 279 amino acids. Gene Ontology annotation, biological process: NAD+ biosynthetic process. Gene Ontology annotation, molecular function: nicotinate-nucleotide adenylyltransferase activity; nicotinamide-nucleotide adenylyltransferase activity.
AUGGCAGCGUCAGCCUCCAGCAGCAGAGAGGACCUGGCCCCGUACUCCGGGAGCCUCGAUACAUAUGAAUUCCCCACGCAUCGUUUAGCGCGAGUGAUGCGCGAUCCAAGCAAGACACCCCUCGUCUUGGUCGCAGCUGGAAGUUUCAGUCCGAUAACUUAUUUGCAUCUGCGAAUGCAGGAGAUGGCGGCCGACUAUGCGAAAUUUAAUACAAACUACGAGUUAAUUGGAGGCUAUUUAUCGCCCGUAUCGGACGCUUAUAGAAAGGCAGGCCUGGCGAGUGCAGAGCACCGUCUUGCUAUGUGCCAAUUGGCUGUCGACGAGUCGUCCACUUGGUUGAUGAUUGAUUCGUGGGAGGCUUUGCAUAAGGAAUAUCAACCGACGGCCGUGGUGCUCGACCACAUCGAGCACGAAAUCAACGUUGUUCGCCAGGGCGUUGAUUGCGGGGAUGGCACCCGCAAGCAAGUCCGCGUGGCUCUUCUCGCUGGUGCCGAUCUGAUCCAUACCAUGUCAACACCGGGGGUGUGGAGUGAUAAGGAUUUGGACCACAUUCUAGGUCGCUAUGGUGCUUUCAUCGUCGAGCGCAGCGGCACUGAUAUCGACGAGGCUCUGGCCGCACUGCAACCAUGGCGCGAUAAUAUUCAUGUGAUUCAACAAUUGAUCCAAAACGACGUCAGCAGCACGAAAAUCAGACUCUUUCUGCGGCGGGAAAUGAGCGUGCGCUACUUGAUUCCUGCCCCGGUGAUCCACUACAUCGAGGAGCACCACCUAUACGAAGACGAUGGCGCCGGUAGCACGACCUCGGUUGACAAGGGGAAAGGAAAGGAUGAAUCCGCCUGA